This is a messenger RNA of Geosmithia morbida, 699 nucleotides long. Its product is annotated as Rps3 or RNA methylase involved in ribosome biogenesis, SPOUT family. Gene Ontology annotation, biological process: peptidyl-arginine methylation. The record is from RefSeq and is a predicted model, not a curated record. Lineage: Eukaryota; Fungi; Ascomycota; Sordariomycetes; Hypocreales; Bionectriaceae. The coding region runs from base 1 to 699 and encodes 232 amino acids. Gene Ontology annotation, molecular function: protein-arginine omega-N monomethyltransferase activity. The transcript is spliced from 3 exons.
AUGACCUCCAGAAAGACCUUCAUCGUCGAACAUCUCGACCCGGAACUGGGUCCUUGGUCCGAGCUCGAGUACCUGACCAUCGGCAAGGAAUCCAAGGCCACGGGCAGCAAAUUCAUCCUGUCCAGCCUGCCCACGGGAUUCAAGGUCCCCUCCGCGCUAGAGGCCAACGAUGCCUUCGCAGCCGAGGAGCGUGGCGUGGAGGAGCUCUAUGCCUCUGACAAGUCGCGCGUGUGUCUGCUCGACCCGUCGGCGUCCAAGGAUCUGUCUCCCGAGGACGGUGAUGUCUUUGAUGCGUUUCUGUUCGGUGGCAUCCUGGAAUGGCCCCAAGACCGCACGUCCGAGCUGCGUAAAAAGGGUUUCGAGGGUCGCAGGCUCGGCCCCAAGCAGAUGACUACCGACACAGCAGUUCGCGUCACCCGCAUCGUCGUGCAGGACAAGGGUUGGUCGUCUCCCCCCCGGGGAUGUGGAAAAGGAUGCCCUAUACGAGGGAGGAGAGACAGAGGAGCUGACGUUAUUGCCACAGUUGCCCUCGACAAAGUCCCGUACGUCGACUUUCCCGAACUCAGGUUCAACGAGCAUGAGAGCACCGAGAUGCCGUUCCGCUACGUUACGGAUGAGAAUGGCCAGCCCAUCAUGCCCGACGGUAUGAAGGAGUUGAUCGAAAAGGAUGCGGACAAGGCAGUAGACGACUUAUUCUGA